AUGUUGCGCAUUCUUCUUCAGGUGUUUCUUGUCUUUUCUGCGAUUCCAGUCUCUUUGAUAUUCAAUAACAUUUAUCAAAAUCACAAGAGCCUUCAAGUGUUGCGAAAGAAUGAGGCGGAAUUCCAUUGGAGCCACAUUGUGCACUACGAGGAGCUCGCGACGGCGGUGAACAAACUUCCAGAGGGCUACGGCGUCAUGCUUCUGAAUCGGCACGCCGUGAAGAUGACGUUGAACUGGUUGUGCAACACGAAGAGUUUUGCGGGUGCGCAUCAAAGAAUGCUCUUUAUCGUCAUGGACAAGUACUCGGAGGACAGCCUUCGCAGAUUCUACCCACGACUCAAUAUCGUCAUUUGGCUGGCACCGGUGCUUCAGGCGACGUUCCGGCCCUACGACACGACCUACAUGAGCUUCUUCCUCAUGCGAACCAACAUGAUCCGUGCGCUUCAAGAGUUCGGAAAAGGGUUCUGGAUGCUGCAGGCGGACACUAUUUGGAGGGACAACUUGUUCAAUCUGAUCAAUGUUCAGGACUACGAGGCCAGCGAUAUUCUUUUGGAUCAACAAGGAUACGAAGGCACCGCGCCUGUCAGGUAUUAUCAAAACACAUUGCUCGGCUAAGCAAACGCGCUCCGCUGCACUCGGCGCUUCGCGUUUUCUGAUUUUCCCCUCCAACUGCAUUUUUCUGAUGUUGCUUUAUUCUUCUUGUUUUGAAAUUGUACAGUGAACAGAUUUUAAACUGGUUUUAUCGAAAAACCCAAUUAGAAAUGUGUUCAGUGUACGAUUUUAAAACGAGAACUUUGCGUAAAAUUUCAAGCAAAAUCAGAAAAAUGCAGUUGGAGACGAAAUCGAAAAAGCAAAGUGCUGAGUGAAGACUUCUGACACUUGACCGUUCAUUCAGACAGCGUACAAUGAACGGCGCGAACUUCUACGUGCCUGCGAAGGCCUCAAGUCGAGACUUGGUCGAUUCCUGGUUGGACUGGCAGAAAAGCGUCUACAUCACAGACCCGGACCUCGUGAAACUCUUCUGCCUACGCGGCGACUAUUUGUGUGAUUACAUCCCGUACAAGUACUUUCCCCUCACCCAAACCCACCUAAAUAUUGUUGUUCUCAUUCAGACUGGUCGCCGGCUGGGAAUGGAUUUACGGCGAUCAGACGAACGCGCCGAUCAUGAUUCAAAUGGACGGCGAGACGGGCGGGAACAAGGAGAAAGUGCUGGAAAAGUACAACUUCUGGUUCCUGGAUCGACGGGAUCGGUGCAAAGCGGACAAAGUGACGCGAGGAGUGGAGCAGCUCGCACAGGGAGCAGUGCCACGUUUCAUCUCGGCGUCCAAGAAUCGAGAGCAAUUCUGGCUGAAGCUCGGCGAACUGCUAAAUCAGAUCCCUGUCUUUGGACACUAUUCGAGCAUCUACGGCGGUCUCACUUCACUUUACCUACAGUUUUUCUAG
This is a messenger RNA of Caenorhabditis sp. 36 PRJEB53466, 1443 nucleotides long. NCBI's taxonomy places the organism in Eukaryota, Metazoa, Nematoda, Chromadorea, Rhabditida, Rhabditidae. The record is from the annotation of a GenBank genome assembly.